AGAGACAGUAUGGUACAACAAAACAAAAGGAAACGGACACGCCAUUGUAUAAUCUUGUAUCAGUACUAGGCUAUCAGUAACAACGUAAAAGCGAAAACAUGUCUUUUAUCCCAGUGCUUUGGAACCGCUACAACCAAAGACAGAAUGAUUCAGAUGACAUGUUCCACUUUAUGGAUGAUUGGAACCCUAUGGCCCUAAGCUGGGGGUAUGGCCGCCCCAUGAUGCAGAGAAGACGCAGACCUGAGAAUUCACUCGAUGAUAGAAAGUGGGCCUACAGUGUGAAGCUUGGAGACUUUGAUGAACAGCAUGUCAAAGUGAAAGUAGAUGGUGGUAAAGUAAUAAUUCAUGCUAAGUACACAGAUGGAAAUGAAGAAUGGGGAGAUACUGUCGAGCGCACAAGGACAGUCCAGAUUCCAGAAAAUGUUGAUGCUGAAAAAAUUCACAGCUUCAUGAAAUCUGACGGAACAAUGAUGUUAGAGGCCCCGUACCGUGUGUCAGAGGAGAAGCAACUACAAGUUGUCCCACAAGAAGGUCGGGCCUUGGUGUCCAGUGACAGUCAAAGCAAUUUGAUGACAUUCAGUGUCGACAACUACCGACCAGAAGAGGUAAAAGUUACAUGCAAAGAUGGAAUGUUGACAGCCCAAGGAGAAAGACAGAGGUCUGAGGAUGGUCAUGAAAUUCGUGAGUCGUUCUUUCGUCAGAUGACAGUUCCUCGGUCUGUGGAUGGGAAGAACAUCCAAUGUUUUAGAGAUGAUAAAGGCAAUCUUACUAUCCGUGCACCAAUGGCUGAAGAUGUUGAAAUGGAACAAGCCAAACAUUAGAUCUAUUGUAACUUUCAAUAAGUCAUCUUAUCAAUAACUGACUAUAUACAUUUAAACUCAUUACUUUAUAUUUUGUUUUCAUUGUUAUUUUUUUUGCUUGCAAGUUGAUUCCAUUUGUUAUCUAAAACAAAAAACUGAGAAAAGCAUAAGAGUUUGUUUGACAAUCAUGUGUAUUUAGUAAUAGUGCAAUCAUUUAUUAUUGCAUAAUUUUAGUUCAAUUUAAAAAAAAACCAGAACAUUACAUAUUACUUUAUUUACUUUGUUGUUGUCUGAGAUGGACAUUAAAAUAUAUAUACAAUGAUUUUAUCACUCAAGGA
Molecule: messenger RNA, 1138 nt
Organism: Mytilus trossulus (common blue mussel)
Lineage: Eukaryota; Metazoa; Mollusca; Bivalvia; Mytilida; Mytilidae
Exons: 2
Coding region: 99-821 (240 amino acids)
Biological process (GO): response to heat; protein refolding
Cellular component (GO): nucleus; cytoplasm
Source: RefSeq, a predicted model, not a curated record